CCCUUUUCAUUUGUACAAAUGUGGGUUGUGGAUUCUUCGCAGACUCAAGCUUCCUUGGCCGUCAGACUGUUUCUCACUGGGAAGAGUCUGUUGGCUGCAUACAGAAGAGACAGGAUGAAUGUCCUCCUCAGUCUCAGUGUCUUAUGCAUCACACUGGCUUUAUGCCAGGCAGCCUGUUUUACUGUGCCACCCAAAGUAGAUAUUAGAAAUGGUGUGUUGGUGACUCAGAGCCGCUGUAAAGAUCUUUAUAAUAGGCAGAACUAUCAAUCUGGCUCAGAGUGGAACACAGCUCAUUGCUUGAGAUGCAGUUGCCAUGGUGGAACAAUGGAAUGCUGCAACAGAUUUGGUGGCGUUGCACAUCCUCCACCAGGUUGCAAAGCUUUGGUUAAUCCGAAAACAUGCCGCUAUGAAUUCUAUCGCAUUAAAGCCCCUUCAAAGUCAUGCUUCUGAGCCUCAGCAACCCAUUUCCUUCAUGCCACAGAGCUGAAAUAAAACAGUGAUUCACUGUC
Messenger RNA from Heteronotia binoei (common prickly gecko), 509 nucleotides. RefSeq names its product small serum protein 2-like. The coding region runs from base 19 to 450 and encodes 143 amino acids. The transcript is spliced from 4 exons. The record is from RefSeq and is a predicted model, not a curated record. NCBI's taxonomy places the organism in Eukaryota, Metazoa, Chordata, Lepidosauria, Squamata, Gekkonidae.